Prunus mume (Japanese apricot) is the source of this 3104-nucleotide messenger RNA. RefSeq lists its product as uncharacterized. Gene Ontology annotation, molecular function: protein binding; mRNA binding. NCBI's taxonomy places the organism in Eukaryota, Viridiplantae, Streptophyta, Magnoliopsida, Rosales, Rosaceae. The record is from RefSeq and is a predicted model, not a curated record.
GUUCACUGAGUUGACACAACCUGGUUACUUCGCUCUCUCUCUCUUUCUAAAAUCCUAAGAUGUCAAUUUUUCAUGUCAUUCUCUGCCUUCAGUGUUGUACUUCAUUUCUCAGGUCAGUGAUCAAUCUUUCGUUAAUUCUCUUUUACAUAUAAACUUCUUGUUUUACCGGAGGAAAUAGCACAAACUGUUCAUGAACUCUUGCAAUGCUGGUAAAGCUCCAGCCUUUGACAUUUUCCAAGAGAAUCCCUUUCUGGGUCUGCUCAGGUGCAUGCAUUUCUUCAGCUUCAUGUGCUAAAACCGUUGAAUGUUUCCCGGGAAACAAUCAAGACCCACCAAAUUCAUCCGACUUUGAACAAAAUAUCCAGUCUUUGAGGAAUAAGCUUGUUCCUGAUAACUUAAUACGGGUUUUAGAUAACACUGAUGAUUUGGGCUCAGCAGUGAAGGUAUUCAAAUGGGCUUCCCUCCAAAGACGGUUUAACCACACCGCAGAUACAUAUUAUCGGAUCAUUCUGAAACUGGGUUUAGCUGGAAAGGUUGAGGAAAUGGAAGGGUUUUGUCAAAAUAUGGUGAAAGAUAAAUGCCCAGGUGUUGAAGAGGCUCUUUUGGCAUUGGUUGAUAUGUUUGUUAAACAUUGUAGGCAAAGUGAGGCAAUAAGGGUACUUGUGAAUAUGAAGGCAGGUGGCUAUAGGCCCCCAAUUGAGACAUUUAAUGCUGUAUUGGGCUCUCUUGUGGAGGAUAAGAGAGAUUUUCAAGAUGUCUUGUUUGUCUAUAAGGAGAUGGUGACGGCAGGGAUCUUACCAACUAUUGAAACUUUGAAUUAUUUGUUAGAGGCAUUGUUGGAGACCGACCACAUUGAGUCUGCUUUGGGUCAGUAUAGGAGAAUGAAGAAGAAAGGGUGUAGCCCUAAUGGUAGGACCUUUGAGAUACUCAUAAAGGCUCUUAUUGCAAAAGGUAGAGUGGAUGAAGGUGUUAUUGUUUUAAGUGAAAUGCCUGAACUUGGUUGUCAGCCUGAUUUGAGUUUUUAUUCCACCCUAAUACCUUUGUUUUGUCAGAAUAAUAGACCUGAGGAGGGAAUCAGACUGUUCGAAAUGAUGAGAGCUUCCAAUUUUAUGCCGGAUUCAUUGAUUUGUGGGGUUCUGUUACAGUGUUUAUGCAAGAACCUUUGUUUAAAUGAUGCGAUAAAGGUUCUAGAAGAUAUGAUGGAAACUGGAUUGACACCAGCUAAUGAUGCGUUUGCGGACGUAGUAAAUGUGUUCUGUAAAUUAGGGAAGAUAGAUGAUGCUAUGAAGUUCUUGGAAGAUAAGCAUAUCCUAGAAACUUCUGCCUGCAAUGUAUUGCUUGAAGGUUGCUGCAGUGCUGGUAAAUUUCUUAUGGCAAAAGACCUACUUGUGAAAAUGUCUGAAAGUGAUGUAGCUGAUUGUAAUUCGUGGAAUAUCCUUAUCAGAUGGCUUUGCGAGAAUUCCAGGAUUAGUGUAGCGUUUGAAAUUCUAGGUAGAAUGGUGGUGUCUUCUUCUCUUCCUGACUGUGCCACAUACUCAGCUCUAGUUAUUGGAAACUGCAAAAUGAGCAACUACAGAAAUGCUCUGGAUUUAUUUCAUCACGUCCGUGCCAAAAGCUGGGUUUUGGAUCCUACAUCUUACUCUGAGCUUGUCAAAGGCCUUUGCCUGGUGGAAAUGACUCAUGAGGCCACUGAAGUGUUCUGUUACAUGUCUAGUAAUAGGUGCUCUAUCCGGUCUUCCUCGUUCAAUAUGUUGAUCAAGGGUGUAUGUGAGACAGGAAAGGUUGAUGAAGCAAUAAGGCUACAAAAAUUGGCCUAUUAUUCUGGUACUUCUUCUACCAGUUCAACUUACUCAGCUAUUAUGCUUGGAUUGUCAAAAUUAGACAAGGCAAAAGAUCUGCUAGUAGUUCUCUCAAAAAUGUUGGUGGAGGGUUCCAAUCUUGAUCUGGAUGCAUAUUGCAUACUCAUACAAAGCAUGAGUCUGCAGAAUCGAGUAAAAGAAUGCCUAUUGCUUUUCCGUAUGAUGGUCAACAAGGGUCUUAUACCUGAUUCAGAGAGACUAUUUAAUCUACUGUCUUGUAUAGCCAACCUUUCUCAGCUGCACGUGAUUUCAGAUUCAAUUGAUAAGCUUGCUUCUAGUAGCAAAGCUCUGAAUUCAGCAAUUUAUAAUGUACUGAUUAACGGCCUCUGGAAAGAGGGUUAUAAACUUGAGGCCUGUCGAUUGUUGGAUAUAAUGUUGGAAAAGGGUUGGGUCCCAGAUGCUAAGACUCAUGGAUUGCUUAUUGGUUCUGCUGUUAGCCAAGAAGUAGAUUGGAACGUGUUGGACUAUGAUAAUUGUACUGUCCAAGAUACUGUUAGCAACAUCCUUGCAGAGGGAUUAGAUGUGGCAUGAAUCAUGAUACUUCUGUCCCAAUAAUCAAUUCAUGACCCGUUCGUCGCUCAACUAUCUUGGUGAAGUGUGCUUUUGUUACAUGUUCACUAUUGAAGAUUUUGUCUCCAAAAUCAAUCACAGCUGAGCUAGUUUGUAGCUAUGGUGCCUAGUGCAGUGGAUCGGGGGUAUGAUUGUUGCCUACCCUGUUCAAUAGUUUUCUUCACCUUCACGUACCAUGCGCAUUGAUCUCUUGUACAGAUUCUAACCCUCAACCAAGACCAAGAAAGCAAAAAAUCCUUCAAAAAGUAAUGGAUGCGGAAGACAGAAUGCAAAUCAGUGAUGUCCUAUUUGAGCUAGCUGCCUGGGGAAGCUUUAUGUAAUCAAAAGAAAUUGAAGCCACUUCAAAUGUAGAAGAUUGCCAAGUCAGAACCAAGCAUCCCUAAUGAGACUUGUACGGACCUCACUUGUUGUGCGGUACUUUACUCCUAGGCAAGAAGGGUCAAGAAUGAAAUGAUAGACAAACUGGGGUGAAGGUUGGGAUCGAAGAUUCAAGCAGGGCAGCUUUUCCCUGUGCAAGUGGUUCAUGAACCCUCCUUGUUUUGCUUUUAGUAAUAUAAGUUUGAACUGAUAAAAGACAUAUAACAGAAGUGUAAGGAGGAAAUUGAUAAGUGUCAGUCUGCAGAUAGACUUUUCAGAAAUUUCCUCCUUUUAAAAAAAUAAAAAUAAAAAUUCUUG